UCAAUUCAAUAAUAAAAGAAUUGAUUAUCUAAUUAAAUGUAUAAACCCCAAAGCCUGAAAGUGUAUUUUCCGCUACCAAACGCUGGAAGAAAGGCAAAUAGCAAACCUCACAAAGUAGGCAUUGCAAUGGCUUCAGGGGAGCAAAAGUCACCACCCCAAACCCAAAAGCUGCAAAUUUAUCCCAAUACAAAUUCUGGGGUCUCACCUUUCUGGAGAGAAAAGUAUGAAAGAGAGGCCAAGAGGUAUUGGGAUGUUUUCUACAAGCGCCACAAGGACAGGUUUUUCAAAGAUCGGCACUACUUGGAUAAGGAAUGGGGCGAGUACUUUUCUGGAGGAGGAAAGAAAGUAAUUUUGGAGGUUGGCUGUGGAGCUGGAAAUACUAUCUUUCCUGUGAUAGCAUCAUAUCCAGAUGCUUUUGUGUAUGCAUGUGAUUUCUCACCGCGAGCUGUUGAGUUGGUUAAGGUUAGAAACCUCCUUUUUGUAAUCUCUAUGUCCAAUCAUCAUCUAUUUCUAUGUGUUUGUAUGUGAUUGACUUGGUUGUGUGCUUCCUUAUUCAGUCUUUAUCUUGUGUGUAUCUUUAUUCAGUCUGGGCAAGUGUUAGUAAGAAGUCUCGUAUGCCGUAAAAAUGACAAUUUGAGCAAUAUAACAUAAUGCCUUAGGGUUUUGGGUUAUAUAUGAUAUCAACUUCACUUGUAUGAUUUACUUGUGGUCCAAUAAUGGAGAUCUCCCUUCUCUUUUUACCCUUUUCGAAUUACUUAAUA
This is a messenger RNA of Vigna umbellata (rice bean), 761 nucleotides long. The record is from RefSeq and is a predicted model, not a curated record. Lineage: Eukaryota; Viridiplantae; Streptophyta; Magnoliopsida; Fabales; Fabaceae.